GUAAUUGGUUGGCAUUAGCAACGUUUCGGCCGAGCCAGGCCUGAAUACAGAGAUAGCAGGAGAAAGAGAAACAAACAGACAGAAACACACUGACGAGCCUGCAAAGUUUCCUGUUGAGCCUCAUAUAGUGAGAUUGUGAGGCACGAGACUUUAACAGAAUGACAAGCUCCUCUACACCUAGAAUGCACACGUACAAGAGGACGUCCAGCCCUCGGUCGCCGACGAACACAGGAGAGCUUUUCACACCAGCGCAUGAGGAAAAUGUGCGGUUCAUCCAUGACACUUGGCUUUGUGUUUUGAGAGACAUUAAAUCACCACAAAAUAAUGAACGUAAUGAUCGUGGACCACAGGAAUAUGUGGAGAAAAACCCAAAUCCCAACCUACAUUCUUUUAUACCAGUGGACCUGAGUGACCUUAAGAAGAGGAACACACAAGACUCCAAGAAGUCUUAGACCGUUCGCUCUCUUUCUGAUCCACAAGUGUUUAUUUUGUUCAGUUUUUUGUCCUCCAUUUUACAUUUGGGACCUUUUUACUCUCUCAGUCUUCUAUCAACCAACAAAGAUCCACACAAGCGGGGGAUAUGUUCCACCUUCAGUCCAGAAAGCUUCAUUCUUCUCUGCUCAUGGACCUGCGUCUGGACUUACAGGCUGCCGUCUAUUUAUGCUUUAUGAUUUCAAGAGCCGUUUGAGUCAUUUUCAUAUUCAUCCGGGCUCUGACUUUUUUUUUUUUUUGCGCUUCGGGUUUAUAAUAAUUAUGUGUAUUUUUUCAGUGUCGAGAUGACAAAUGAGAAAGACAAAGAACAGUUGAGGUGCUUAAACUGCUGUUGGACAGACUCUACACAGACUUUCUCAAAAAAAAAACGGAUGCAGUUCUGGAUUUUUCCAAAACACGUUCGUCAUCCGCCGCAAGGUUUAAGUUAGCUUUGUAGAUGCGUAGAAGAGUUAGCGGGGUUUUGUCUGAUAGCACAGGUAAGUUUGGCUCAGCAAACCUUUUUUAGUAGAUGUACCUCCAUUUUUAACUAUGAAUUGAUUACACCUUCGAUAUCUUUAUGUAGACUUUUCCACAUGUUUUUUUUUCGUUCCCAGCCUUUAAAAAUAAAAUUAAAAUAAAGAUUACUUUUAUGUUA
This is a messenger RNA of Danio aesculapii, 1126 nucleotides long. RefSeq names its product MAPK regulated corepressor interacting protein 1 (gene mcrip1). The record is from RefSeq and is a predicted model, not a curated record. Lineage: Eukaryota; Metazoa; Chordata; Actinopteri; Cypriniformes; Danionidae. The transcript has 5 exons. The coding region runs from base 159 to 452 and encodes 97 amino acids.